AAUAAGGAAGCUGGACUUGCAGCAGAAGUUAAUGGCUAUAUUUGUUUUUCUUUUCUUUUCUCUUUACUUUCAAAGGAAGCUCACCAAAGUACUGAACCAUUAUGUAGGAAAUGCAGAUGACUCCAGCAAGACAGAAUUACUGUUUGCUGCUCUGAAAGCCCUGAAGUACCUAUUCCGAUUCAUCGUUCAGUCACGAAUAUUGUACCUGAGGUUUUAUGGCAAAAGUGAAGAUGGAGAUGAAUUUAAUGACGCAAUCCGCAAGCUGUUCCUCUCCUUCAAUGUCCUCAUGGACCGGCCGUUAGAGGAGGCUGUCAAGAUUAAGGGUGCAGCUUUAAAGUAUUUACCAAGCAUUAUAAAUGAUGUCAAACUAGUAUUUGACCCCGUUGAACUCAGCGUCCUCUUCAGCAAGUUUAUCCAAAGUAUUCCCGACAACCAGCUAGUGCGGCAGAAGCUGAACUGCAUGACCAAGAUCGUGGAGAGCGACCUGUUCAGGCAGUCUGAAUGCAGAGACAUGCUGCUUCCUCUGCUGAUAGACCAGCUAAGUGGUCAGCUGGAUGACAAUUCCAACAAGCCCGACCAUGAGGCCACCUCCCAGCUACUUAGCAACGUUCUCGAAGUCCUAGAUCGGAAAGAUGUGGGGCCCACUGCUGUCCACAUCCAACUGAUCAUGGAGCACUUGCUAAGGAGGAUAAACCGCACCGUGAUUGGAAUGAGCAGACAGUCUCCACACAUCGGUAUUUUUGUGGCCUGCAUGACAGCUAUCCUGAGGCAGAUGGAUGAUUUCCAUUACAGCCAUUACAUCAACACUUUCAAAACGAGGCAGGACAUCGUUGAUUUUCUGAUGGAAACAUUCAUUAUGUUUAAGGAUCUGAUCGGAAAAAAUGUUUAUGCAAGUGACUGGAUAGUCAUGAAUAUGAUGCAGAGCAGGGUUUUCCUCCGGGCAGUGAAUCAAUUUACAUCUGUACUCAAUCGUUUCUUUCUGGAUCAGGCAAAUUUUGAACUCCAGCUCUGGAAUAACUAUUUCCAUUUGGCAGUGGCCUUUCUCACUCAUGAAUCCCUCCAGUUGGAGACCUUCUCACAAGCUAAACGCAACAAAAUUAUCAAGAAGUAUGGGGACAUGAGGAAAGAAAUUGGCUUCAAGAUAAGGGAUAUGUGGUAUAACUUGGGUCCGCACAAGAUAAAGUUCAUUCCAGCAAUGGUGGGUCCCAUCCUGGAGGUGACGCUGGUUCCAGAGCCCGAGCUGCGGAAAGCCACCAUUCCUAUCUUCUUCGAUAUGAUGCAGUGCGAGUUCAACUUCAGUGGGAAUGGAAACUUCCAUAUGUUUGAAAAUGAGCUGAUAAGCAAGCUGGACCAGGAAGUGGAAGGUGGCCGAGGGGAUGAGCAGUACAAGAUUUUGCUGGAGAAACUCCUCCUGGAGCACUGUCGGAAGCACAAGUAUCUGUCUGGAUCUGGAGAAGUGUUUGCGUUGCUGGUGAGCAGCUUGCUGGAGCACCUGCUGGACUACAGGACCAUCAUGCACGACGAGAGCAAGGAGAACCGCAUGAGCUGCACCGUCAACGUGCUGAAUUUUUAUAAGGAGAAGAAACGAGAGGAUAUUUAUAUCAGGUAUCUCUAUAAGCUCCGGGACUUGCACACAGACUGUGAGAACUUCACCGAGGCCGCGUACACCCUCCUGCUCCAUGCAGAACUGCUCCAGUGGUCUGAGAAGCCAUGUGCUGCUCACCUGCUCCAGAGGGACAGCUACUGCGUCUACUCACAACAGGAACUCAAGGAAAAGCUCUACCAAGAAAUUAUCUCUUUCUUUGACAGAGGCAAAAUGUGGGAGAAAGCCAUUCAGCUAAGCAAGGAGUUGGCUGACAUGUAUGAAAACAAGAUCUUCGAUUAUGAGGGACUUGGUAACCUCCUGAAAAAAAGAGCUACUUUUUAUGAGAAUAUCAUGAAGGCAAUGAGACCUCAACCAGAGUACUUUGCUGUUGGAUACUAUGGUCAGGGCUUCCCUUCUUUUCUGCGGAAUAAAAUUUUUAUCUACCGUGGCAAAGAGUAUGAACGGAGGGAAGACUUCAACCUGAAGCUCUUGACCCAGUUCCCCAGUGCCGAGAAGAUGACCAGCACGGCUCCCCCAGGAGAGGAGAUCAAGUCUUCUCCUAAACAGUAUGUGCAGUGCUUUAUAGUGAAGCCUGUGAUGAACCUGCCACCUAACUAUAAAGACAAACCUGUUCCCGAACAGAUCUUAAACUACUACAGAGCAAACGAGGUGCAGCAGUUCACCCACUCGCGGCCGUUCAGGAAAGGAGAAAAAGAUCCAGAGAAUGAAUUUGCGACUAUGUGGAUAGAAAGGACAACCUACACAACAGCUUACUCGUUCCCAGGCAUUCUCAAGUGGUUUGAAGUCAAGCACAUUGCAACGGAGGAGAUCAGCCCCUUGGAGAACGCCAUAGAGACCAUGGAGCUCACGAACGAGAGAAUCAGCAACAUUGUCCAGCAGCACGUCUGGGACCGGAGCCUGCCCGUGCAUCCGCUCUCCAUGCUCCUGAAUGGGAUCGUGGACCCAGCGGUCAUGGGGGGAUAUACCAACUAUGAAAAGGCGUUUUUCACGGAAAAGUAUCUUGAAGAACAUCCUGAAGACCAAGAUAAAAUUGAAUUGCUCAAGCAAUUAAUUGCUUUACAGAUGCCCUUGUUGGCAGAAGGGAUUAGGAUCCAUGGUGAGAAGCUGACUGAGGAGCUGAAGCCUCUGCAUGAGAGACUGAUCGCCUGCUUCAGAGAGCUGAAGAAGAAGGUGGAGAAGCAAUAUGGUGUAAUAACUUUGCCUCCCUCCCUCACCGAAAGGAAACCGAGCAGGUCGGGCUCCGUCGUGUUGCCCUACAUCAUGUCUUCCACACUGAGGAGGCUCUCGGUGACGUCGGUGGCCUCUUCUGUGGUCUCUACAUCUUCCACAUCAUCCGACAGCACUUCUUCCAGACCGGGUUCCGACGGGUCUAUUCUGGAGCCGCUGUUGGAAAGGAGAAUAUCAACAGCUUCCAGAGCUGAGGAACUGCUCAUUAAAGACGAUGGUGACAACCGGAUUAGCAAAUUCAAGCGGAAGGACUGGAGUAUUAGCAAAUCUCAGGUUAUUGUGGAGAAGGCGCCAGAAACUGAACUGACUUCCAAAAUGAGCAUGUCAGGAAAAGUGCAGAGGCCAAAGAGUCUUCAGUUAGGAGACAACAGACUGACUUUGCUUCAGAAUUCGUCACUCCAGCAGUCGACACCGCUCAGCCCACCGCCCAUCACUCCCAGAACACCAAGAACCCACAGUAAGUCGUGUCGCCUGGCGGCUGGUUUUCCCUCGUUGCAAGCCGAUGGAUUGGUAAGUGCCAGCUUCCAGAGUGCCCCCCCGCCGCCUCCGCCCAAGAGCAAACCCUAUGAGAACAGCAGCUCCAGGAGCGCUGCGGAGGUUGCUCCACCAUUGCCCAGCAGACGUGAAGCCAAACCUCCUCCUCCACCCCCCAAAACCAGAAAAUCCAGUGUCCUUUCCUCAGAGCAAGGGCUGCAAUGA
Tinamus guttatus (white-throated tinamou) is the source of this 3532-nucleotide messenger RNA. Lineage: Eukaryota; Metazoa; Chordata; Aves; Tinamiformes; Tinamidae. The record is from RefSeq and is a predicted model, not a curated record.